UAUAGCCUAUACAUAUAGCCAUCUUUUCGACUUGGUCCGAUAGUUGUGUUGUGUUUUUUCAGCCUCAAGUCCACAUUUUAAUCGAACUAAUAUUAAUGUCAGAACCACAGUCGUCGCUUCUGUUGAAAAAACAAUUAGCAGAAUUAAAUAAAAACCCAGUGGAAGGGUUUUCUGCAGGUCUCAUCGACGACAAUGACAUUUAUCGAUGGGAAGUACUUAUUAUUGGACCUCCGGACACUUUGUACGAGGGUGGCUUUUUCAAAGCUCACUUACAGUUCCCAAAAGAAUACCCCCUUAGGCCACCUAGAAUGAAAUUUAUAACAGAAAUAUGGCAUCCAAACAUUGAAAAAAACGGAGACGUCUGUAUAUCUAUAUUGCACGAACCUGGUGAUGAUAAAUGGGGGUACGAAAAAGCGUCAGAACGGUGGCUGCCAGUACACACUGUGGAAACAAUUUUGAUCAGUGUCAUCAGUAUGCUUGCUGAUCCAAAUGAUGAAAGUCCAGCUAAUGUUGAUGCAGCCAAAGAGUGGAGGGAAAGUUAUACAGAAUUCAAAAAAAAAGUGGCAAGAUGCGUCAGGAAAAGUCAAGAAGAAUGUAUGUAGGAUAUGAAGAAACAUUUACUUGAAAAGACUUAUUUAAUUCAGGAAAGCCAUAAGCACUGUACGAACAAACUUGUUAGCAUAAUGCUAACAAACAUCAGUGUCACUAAAAGCAUGGAUAAAGCCGACAUUCAUUUUUUUAUGUUAAGAGAAGCCUAGAGCUUUUGUGCGAUUUUGUCGAGUCCUUUGGACAGCUACUAUUCAACGUAUUGAUAACCCUCGGACUGAAAAAAAUAAAAAUACAAAAUAAUCGCAGCUCAA
Copidosoma floridanum is the source of this 860-nucleotide messenger RNA. It is a transcript of the gene Ube2g1, whose product is annotated as ubiquitin-conjugating enzyme E2G 1. Lineage: Eukaryota; Metazoa; Arthropoda; Insecta; Hymenoptera; Encyrtidae. The record is from RefSeq and is a predicted model, not a curated record.